Messenger RNA from Daldinia childiae, 1491 nucleotides. Its product is annotated as Aldehyde dehydrogenase. Bases 1 to 1491 code for a protein of 496 amino acids. Gene Ontology annotation, molecular function: aldehyde dehydrogenase (NAD+) activity. The transcript has 5 exons. Lineage: Eukaryota; Fungi; Ascomycota; Sordariomycetes; Xylariales; Hypoxylaceae. The record is from RefSeq and is a predicted model, not a curated record.
AUGCCUCUAUCAGUGCAGCUGAAGACGCCAAUUACCGGCGAGUAUACUCAGCCAACCGGCUUGUUUAUCAACAACGAGUGGGUUGAGGGCGUUGACAAGAAGACCUUCGAGGUUAUCAACCCCUCUACUGAAGAGCUCAUCUGCUCCGUGAGUGAAGCCACAGAGAAGGAUGUCGACAUAGCAGUAGCCGCAGCCCGAAAAGCAUUUAACGGCUCAUGGCGCAAAACCACUCCUCAGCAGCGAAGUAUCUACCUAAUUAAACUGGCAGAUAUUCUGGAGAAGAAUGCGGAUUUAUUAGCUGCAGUUGAGUCCCUUGACAAUGGAAAAUCUAUUUCUAUGGCCAGGGGUGAUGUGAGCGCAGUUGUUGGCUGCAUCAGAUACUAUGGUGGUUGGGCGGACAAGAUCGAGGGUAAAACCAUUGACAUCAACCACGAAUCUUUCCAUUACACCAGGCAAGAACCGCUUGGAGUGUGUGGUCAAAUUAUCCCCUGGAACUUCCCUCUGUUGAUGUUGGCUUGGAAAAUUGGACCCGCUCUUUGCACCGGAAACACAGUUGUUCUCAAGACUGCCGAGCAAACGCCACUCUCCGGUCUCGUUUUUGCUCAGUUCGUCAAGGAGGCUGGUUUCCCUCCUGGCGUUCUCAACAUCAUCUCCGGAUUUGGAAAGAUAGCUGGUGCUGCCAUCGCUUCCCACAUGAACAUCGACAAGGUCGCAUUCACCGGCUCCACCAUCGUCGGCCGUGCCAUCAUGAAGGCCGCCGCAUCCUCCAAUCUCAAGAAGGUCACCUUGGAACUCGGUGGCAAGUCACCCAACAUUGUUUUCGACGAUGCGGAUAUUGAGCAAGCAAUCUCCUGGGUCAACUUUGGUAUUUACUACAAUCACGGUCAAUGUUGCUGUGCUGGUUCCCGAGUUUACGUACAAGAAGGAAUCUACGAUAAGUUUAUUGCGGCGUUCAAGAAGCGAGCAGAGGAGAACUCCGUCGGCGACCCCUUCGACGAGGGCACAUUCCAGGGCCCGCAGGUCAGCAAACUUCAAUAUGACCGCAUCAUGGGAUAUAUUGAGGAGGGUAAGAAGGGUGGUGCUACCAUUGAGACGGGUGGUGAGCGUCACGGAGAGAAGGGCUACUUUAUCAAGCCAACAAUCUUCACCAAUGUCACUCAUGAUAUGAAGAUCAUGCAAGAGGAGAUCUUCGGCCCUGUCGUGGCAGUAGCCAAGUUCAAGACCGAAGAGGAGGUUGUACAUCUAGGCAACGAUAGCACUUACGGACUGGCAGCUGCCGUACACACCAGCAACCUCAACACCGCUAUCCGAGUCAGCAACGAGCUACGUGCUGGCACUGUCUGGGUUAACAGCUACAACCUCAUUCACCACCAAUUGCCAUUUGGUGGUUACAAAGAAAGUGGCAUCGGCCGCGAGCUGGGCGAGGCAGCACUCGCUAACUACACGCAAAACAAAUCAGUGUCCAUCAGGCUGGGUGGCGCGAUGUACUAG